AAGCACCGGACCAGGGGGAAGGCGAGCAGUGCCAAUCUACAGCGAAGAAAGUCUCGUUUGGUAAAAGCGAGAGGGGAAAGCCUGAGCAUGCAGAGUGUGCAGAGCACGAGCUUUUGUCUCCGAAAGCAGUGCCUUUGCCUGACCUUCCUGCUUCUCCAUCUCCUGGGACAGGUCGCUGCGACUCAGCGCUGCCCUCCCCAGUGCCCGGGCCGGUGCCCUGCGACGCCGCCGACCUGCGCCCCCGGGGUGCGCGCGGUGCUGGACGGCUGCUCAUGCUGUCUGGUGUGUGCCCGCCAGCGUGGCGAGAGCUGCUCAGAUCUGGAGCCAUGCGACGAGAGCAGUGGCCUCUACUGUGAUCGCAGCGCGGACCCCAGCAACCAGACUGGCAUCUGCACGGCGGUAGAGGGAGAUAACUGUGUGUUCGAUGGGGUCAUCUACCGCAGUGGAGAGAAAUUUCAGCCAAGCUGCAAAUUCCAGUGCACCUGCAGAGAUGGGCAGAUUGGCUGUGUGCCCCGCUGUCAGCUGGAUGUGCUACUGCCUGAGCCUAACUGCCCAGCUCCAAGAAAAGUUGAGGUGCCUGGAGAGUGCUGUGAAAAGUGGAUCUGUGGCCCAGAUGAGGAGGAUUCACUGGGAGGCCUUACCCUUGCAGCUUACAGGCCAGAAGCCACCCUAGGAGUAGAAGUCUCUGACUCAAGUGUCAACUGCAUUGAACAGACCACAGAGUGGACAGCAUGCUCCAAGAGCUGUGGUAUGGGGUUCUCCACCCGGGUCACCAAUAGGAACCGUCAAUGUGAGAUGCUGAAACAGACUCGGCUCUGCAUGGUGCGGCCCUGUGAACAAGAGCCAGAGCAGCCAACAGAUAAGAAAGGAAAAAAGUGUCUCCGCACCAAGAAGUCACUCAAAGCCAUCCACCUGCAGUUCAAGAACUGCACCAGCCUGCACACCUACAAGCCCAGGUUCUGUGGGGUCUGCAGUGAUGGCCGCUGCUGCACUCCCCACAAUACCAAAACCAUCCAGGCAGAGUUUCAGUGCUCCCCAGGGCAAAUAGUCAAGAAGCCAGUGAUGGUCAUUGGGACCUGCACCUGUCACACCAACUGUCCUAAGAACAAUGAGGCCUUCCUCCAGGAGCUGGAGCUGAAGACUACCAGAGGGAAAAUGUAACCUGUCACUCAAGAAGCACACCUACAGAGCACCUGUAGCUGCUGCGCCACCCACCAUCAAAGGAAUAUAAGAAAAGUAAUGAAGAAUCACGAUUUCAUCCUUGAAUCCUAUGUAUUUUCCUAAUGUGAUCAUAUGAGGACCUUUAUAUCUGUCUUUUAUUUAACAAAAAAUGUAAUUAACUGUAAACUUGGAAUCAAGGUAAGCUCAGGAUAUGGCUUAGGAAUGACUUACUUUCCUGUGGUUUUAUUACAAAUGCAAAUUUCUAUAAAUUUAAGAAAACAAGUAUAUAAUUUACUUUGUAGACUGUUUCACAUUGCACUCAUCAUAUUUUGUUGUGCACUAGUGCAAUUCCAAGAAAAUAUCACUGUAAUGAGUCAGUGAAGUCUAGAAUCAUACUUAACAUUUCAUUGUACAAGUAUUACAACCAUAUAUUGAGGUUCAUUGGGAAGAUUCUCUAUUGGCUCCCUUUUUGGGUAAACCAGCUCUGAACUUCCAAGCUCCAAAUCCAAGGAAACAUGCAGCUCUUCAACAUGACAUCCAGAGAUGACUAUUACUUUUCUGUUUAGUUUUACACUAGGAAACGUGUUGUAUCUACAGUAAUGAAAUGUUUACUAAGUGGACUGGUGUCAUAAACUUUCUCCAUUUAAGACACAUUGACUCCUUUCCAAUAGAAAGAAACUAAACAGAAAACUCCCAAUACAAAGAUGACUGGUCCCUCAUAGCCCUCAGACAUUUAUAUAUUGGAAGCUGCUGAGGCCCCCAAGUUUUUUAAUUAAGCAGAAACAGCAUAUUAGCAGGGAUUCUCUCAUCUAACUGAUGAGUAAACUGAGGCCCAAAGCACUUGCUUACAUCCUCUGAUAGCUGUUUCAAAUGUGCAUUUUGUGGAAUUUUGAGAAAAAUAGAGCAAAAUCAACAUGACUGGUGGUGAGAGACCACACAUUUUAUGAGAGUUUGGAAUUAUUGUAGACAUGCCCAAAACUUAUCCUUGGGCCAUAAUUAUGAAAACUCAUGAUCAAGAUAUAUGUGUAUACAUACAUGUAUCUGGUUUGUCAGGCUACAAGGUAGGCUGCAAAAUUAAAUCUAGACAUUCUUUUAAUGCCACCACACGUGUUCCGCUUCUCUCUUUUAAAGUAUUUAUAAAAAUAUAAAUUGUACAUUUUGUAAAAUAUUAUGUUUGAUUUCUCUACUUGUCAUAUCACUAAAUAAACACGAUUUUAUUGCUGCGUGACUCUGUAUUACUUUGGUGCAUAAAAGUUGAACAUUGUUGUUUACUGAAAAUAAAAUUAAAAUUUAUGAAUUAAA
Messenger RNA from Homo sapiens (human), 2463 nucleotides. It is a transcript of the gene CCN3, whose product is annotated as cellular communication network factor 3. The coding region runs from base 88 to 1161 and encodes 357 amino acids. Gene Ontology annotation, biological process: regulation of developmental process; positive regulation of ossification; smooth muscle cell proliferation. The transcript is spliced from 5 exons. Gene Ontology annotation, cellular component: extracellular region; gap junction; cytoplasm. Gene Ontology annotation, molecular function: hormone activity. Lineage: Eukaryota; Metazoa; Chordata; Mammalia; Primates; Hominidae. The record is from RefSeq and is marked reviewed.